Molecule: messenger RNA, 2889 nt
Organism: Aureobasidium vineae
Lineage: Eukaryota; Fungi; Ascomycota; Dothideomycetes; Dothideales; Saccotheciaceae
Source: the annotation of a GenBank genome assembly
UCCGAAUUCGAUCUCAUGGCCUACGACCCUUCAGGCGGCUAUGCUGCUGCCGCCAGCAACAUCCCGGACGCCUUCGACCCCUCACUACCAGUCUUCGACGUCCAACGAGUGCAGCUCCGCUUCGAUAUAUCCUCCGACUUCGUCGCUGCCCAAGUCGCCAAUAACGUCCUGAUUCUCGCCCUUUCUACCGGUCGUAUCCUGAGAUUUGAUCUCGACAGCCCCGAGGAUAUCGACGAUAUCGACCUUCCCAAAAAACCCUCCGAGAUUGGUGUCAUCCGACGUCUGUUCCUCGACCCUUCGGCCUCCCAUCUUGUUAUUUCGACCAUUCAGNGGGAAAAUUACUAUCUACAUACUCAGUCCCGAACCCCAAAGCCGUUGGCCCGUCUGAAAGGUGUUCAGAUUGAAUCAAUUGCUUGGAACCCUUCACAACCGACCGCCUCGACCAGAGAGAUUCUGAUUGGUGCUUCUGACGGCAACAUAUACGAAACAUACAUCGAGCCUAGCACAGAGUUUUACAGAAGAGAAGAAANNAAAUACUUGAAGACCCUAUACAAUGUUCAGGAUGGUCCCGUCGUCGGUCUGUCCGUCGACAUCUCCUCAGAUGCGCGCAGCGUUCUGGUAGCCACACCUACAAGAUUGUUACUCUUCGUUGGGAAGGGCGGCCGUCAAGACAGUGGCUCAAUCUAUCCUAGGCUUCUCGAGCGGGAGACACCUUUGGUACACCAUCUAAAAGAUGCGACUCCCGGUCCUUCAACUUUGGUCAACAUUUCGGAACCAGCAGAGGCAUCACUGGCAGAGUCUGCCCAGGAGAAUGUCUUUGCUUGGCUGAACUCUCAGGGUGUAUUGCAUGGAGACUUUGCUGCUUUGGUUCAAAACGCAGAAACGGGUCCGUUCUCGGCAGCAAAAUUGUUGCCAAAGUCGGUCAUCCCUCCUUCUCAGACCUCUGGAGGCCGAAACAAGCCCUCCGUGGAAGUUGUAUCGUCCAUCUCUCUGACACAGUUCCACAUCCUCCAUCUAAUCGAAGGUCGCGUCGUCGCAAUCAACAGGCUUGAUGGUAGCCUGGUCUAUGAUCAGCUUGUUCUAGAACCUGGUAACGCACCCCUUGGUCUGUAUGCGGAUCACAAGAAAAAUACUUACUGGCUGUUUACUCAGCGUGAGAUCUUCGAAGUUGUUGUCACAGAUGAAGCCAGAGACGUGUGGAAAAUAAUGCUCCGGAAUGAGCAGUUUGAUGCUGCAUCACGCUACGCUAAAACUGCAGCACAGAAGGAUGCUGUAGCUACUGCGUCUGGAGAUUAUCUUGUCUCUCGAGGCCGCUUCUCAGAAGCUGCGACUGUGUACGGCAGAAGCACCAAACCAUUCGAAGAGGUCGCUCUUACUUUUAUCGAUCAAGGAGAGCAAGAUGCUUUGAGGAAAUACCUCUUGACAAAACUCUCUGUCCUCAAGAGAUCCUCAACAAUGCAAAGGAUCAUGGUUGCUAGUUGGUUGGUCGAGCUGUUUAUGGCCAAACUGAACCUCCUAGACGAUACGAUCUCGGCCAAAGCGGAGCUCUCUGAAGCAGCUCCUAUUGCCAACGUACAAGAAGACCUUCCCUCGAUGCGUCGCGAGUUCCAAGAAUUUGUCUCUAAGUACAAGUCUGACCUGGAUAGAAAGACCACUUAUGAAUUGGUCAGUAGCCAUGGCCGAGAAGAAGAAUUGCUCUACUUCGCCAACAUCAUUGACGACUACAACUAUGUUCUAUCGUACUGGGUGCAAAGAGAACGAUGGCAGGAGGCAAUGUCAGUCCUCAAAAAGCAGACGGAUCCUGAGAUUUUCUAUCAGUACAGCAGUGUUCUGAUGACACAUGUUGCUGUUGAGCUUGUGGAAGUCAUGAUGCGACAAAACAACUUGGAGGCUAAGAAACUUAUACCAGCUCUCCUCAACUACAACAAGACGGCAGACGUCCCAUUAAACCAAAAUCAAGCCGUUCGCUAUCUCCAAUUCUGCAUCAAUCAACGCCAUUCAACAGAAACUGCAGUUCACAACACCGUGGUUUCGAUAUAUGCUGCGCAUCCAACUCAAGAUGAGACUGCACUCUUCCAGUAUCUCCAAACACAGAGUACCUCCCAUGAGCAGAACUAUGAUGCAGACUUUGCUCUCCGCCUCUGCAUUGCCCACCAGCGCGUUCAAUCAUGUGUGCAUAUUUACUGCACCAUGAGCCAAUACGCUCAAGCUGUGGACAUGGCGCUUAAGCAUGACGAAAUGGAUCUAGCAGCGAACGUAGCUGACCGACCAGGAAACGAUCCUGCCUUGCGCAAGAAGUUGUGGUUAAAGGUUGCCAAANAGGUCAUUGGCCAGAGCAAAGGCAUCAAGGCCGCCAUGGACUUCCUCAAGCGCUGCGAAUUAUUACGUAUCGAAGACUUGAUCCCCUUCUUCCCAGACUUUGUGGUCAUUGAUGACUUCAAGGAAGAAAUUUGCGCCGCUCUUGAGGAAUAUUCACGACAAAUCGAGGGACUGAAGCGGGAGAUGGAUGAGAGUGCGAACACUGCGCAACACAUCAAGGAAGAUAUCAAGUCCCUCGAUCAGAGAUACGCUAUCGUCGAACCUGGUGAGAAAUGCUGGAGCUGCAGGCUUCCCCUAUUGAUGCGCCAGUUUUUCGUGUUCCCUUGCCAGCACUCUUUCCAUGCCGAUUGCCUUGGCAAGAUAGUGCUUCAGAGUGUCGGAAUGGGCAAGGGCAAGCGCAUCAAGGAGCUGCAAACUGAAGUCGGAAGAGCUGUUGUCACAGGCAAGAAACGAGAACGCAUGGUUAAGGAGUUAGAUGCCCUGGUUGCGGGCGCUUGUGAAAUGGCUGUCAAACGUAUUGACGAGCCCUUCGUGACCGCCAAUGAUAACAAGAAUGAGUGGGCCAUCUAA